This is a messenger RNA of Dovyalis caffra, 1104 nucleotides long. NCBI's taxonomy places the organism in Eukaryota, Viridiplantae, Streptophyta, Magnoliopsida, Malpighiales, Salicaceae. The record is from the annotation of a GenBank genome assembly.
AUGAAGAGAACCAAGGAAUCAACCGAAGAAAGCAACAAACAAGAUGUCAAGUUGAGGAAAUCAGAAAUAUUAGCAGACAAAAUCACGAAACUACCAGCUGAAUUAACCACCAAAAUCUUUUCAAAAAUGGAAGAUGACCCGAAAACCCUGAUUCGCUGCUCCGCUGUCUGCAAGAACUGGGGAUACUUCGUCUCCAAAACUGUCAAUCUCUCCCUCAGAUUUUUGAGUACAGGUGAGAAGGGUGAGUCUCUUCCAUGCUCAAAACGUCACUACCACAUUCCAGUAGCUGCAAUCCCUUCUAUCAUGAAGGUGUUUGCAAAUCUGGAAUCUCUCAAAAUUAAGCUCUGCCGUUUCCCUUCUGCAACUUCACAGCCACCUUGUUGUCAAAACUUCAACCAGAUUAAGGUCGAGUGGGAUGGUGAUGAUUAUCAUACUUAUACAUGCACGGCAUUUGAGGUUGGAUUGUUAUCAUCAAGUAUCAAAGGAGCUGUUCUGUUUCAUGAUUUCAGCAGAAACAAUUUUGCUACCAUCCACAGUUUCUCGGUCACCUACUUUUACUGGAAAAUGUUAGAUCACAGGCCAAAAACGUUGAGUAGCAUGGUGAUUAUGAGUUCUAAGAUGGAACGGUCCAGAUCGGGAGGGAAGGUUUUUCUGAAAUACGAACAGCUCCCAAACUUGCGUGAUUCGGUUUCGAAUUCAAAAGUGAACAAGAGCUGGCUUGAGGAUCCACAGCAUGUGGUUCACUGGCACAAGAACCACUCGGCGAAGAAUCAUUUGCUGCAAGAACAGGUGUGGCUUGUUUAUGAAUGGAAAUAUUUUGUAGCCAACAAAGAACUCGAUCAGAAAGAACUUGACGAGAAAGAACUGUCAGCAAAGAAGACAGAUUUUACGGAACUGUUGGAUGGAUUGGAUUAUGAUGCUGGUGGUGAUCGUAUCAGAAAACGCAGAACUCCGUGCCGACAGAAAGUUAAGCGCAUUAAGAAGACUUCUCUUCCACAUAUUCAACAAGUGCAUCAUUCAUUUGCAUCAUUACACUCUAGACAUCGUGCUCUUUGUCUCAAUGGCAGUGAAAAAUGCACAGUUAUUCUGGCUGCAAUGCCAUGA